Messenger RNA from Aureobasidium musti, 669 nucleotides. The record is from the annotation of a GenBank genome assembly. Lineage: Eukaryota; Fungi; Ascomycota; Dothideomycetes; Dothideales; Saccotheciaceae.
AUGCCAUCAAACAGACAUAUCGAUGAUGUCGCAGACAUGAAAAGGCCUCUCUCUCCAGUAGCAAGUCCUUCAUCGCCGAAGCGAGUCAAGAGGGACGAUUCGAGACUCGUCAAAGAUGAUAAUGAGGUUGACUCUCGGGCACUUGAUGGCUGGGGUUAUAAGACAUGGCGUAUGACAACAAGCAACCCAUUCGCCAGCCGUGGCUACUCCCAAAAUAUCGGCUAUCCUUCGGAGAACGAAAAUGUUAAGUUCGAUCCAGCGUAUCUCGACGAGGAGUACCAGAAUCAGCAAAUUCAGCAAGCGACAGAAAAUAAUUUGCAUACUAUGGAAGAAAGCAAACAUUCUCCCCAAGAGACUCCAUCCCUGUCUCCAGCAUCGUCUUCUUGCGCUCCAGGAUCGCCCACGCGAUAUGCGUCGCCGUCACCAUGCCGUAGACGCAGUUCAAGACCACCACCUAGGUUGCGCAAGCGUCGCCAGCGCCCACCGACGACACCACCACCAGCACCACGGCUGGAGACGUUGACUUCACCUCUUGACGCAACACCAUCACCAUUGUUUCGCUCGAGUCCUCGCUCGUGCGAGGUUGUCAACACCGAAGAGGCAGUACACCAGCAAUAUUCUCGAAACACCCUGGGCCUGGGUGACAGCGAGCAUGGUAAUAUUGUAUAA